Triticum turgidum subsp. durum (durum wheat) is the source of this 1404-nucleotide messenger RNA. NCBI's taxonomy places the organism in Eukaryota, Viridiplantae, Streptophyta, Magnoliopsida, Poales, Poaceae. The record is from the annotation of a GenBank genome assembly.
AUGCAGAUGGAUAGCGGGCAGAUCUCGUCCGUGGGCAGGGAGAAUAAGGAUUUGCUUGACGCUCUUUAUCGUCACCGCGAGAUCCUAAGGCUCGAGACCAAUUUGCUGAGGGGAGAAAUCGCGUCCCGGAAUCUGGCGACCGUUGCUGGGAAGAAGGCCUAUCUGAAGAGUCAUUCCGACGGAAGAUCACUCUCCGGCGCACCAUCUCAGUUGGUCGAGCAGUCGUCCGUCCAUCAGAUUGCGGAUUUGCCACUGGUGAGUUUGCCCUAUCUUGUUCCUAAUCAGGAGGGGGCCCUCGAUCUGCUCUUGCACGAGACGCACAAAUUCGCCUACCGGCUCCAAUCUCUGAAGAAAGAAUUCGGUGUCACCAUCCCUCUGGAGAAGCUCAGAUUGCUGCUUCUCCUCUCGCAAGAAUGUUUCAGAAUCUCCAAAACCAUAGGGACGCAUGGAUCGCCAGUUUCUUGUGAAUCUUCUGAGGAUGCUGAAAUUUCUCUCUUCAAUGAGCGCCGUAUCUGCUGGGAAAAUACUUGGGGCAGUCCUGUGUUUAGGUGUGGCAGCUUCAACGACAUAACCACACUGUCUCCUAUGUACUUCACGCACUCUGCACCCCGUGUCAUCGAAUCCACUCGCUACAUCACCAAGGCCUUGCAGAUCUACUCCUUCAAAAUCUCUGACCUAAAUGGCUACUGGAAGUGGCCACUCUGUGUGUACGGCGUGGUCGCUGCUCGAGACGCUGUGGACUGUAACCGCAACCUUCUCUUCUCUCGCUCCAGGGCUAACUGCCAAGUAGUCACUGAAAAGGAUCCUUUUUUGCACCUGACUGGCCCUUCUGGUGCAAUUGUCGCUGACGAACCUGUUGACUUUGAAGUCGAGCUAAAGAUAAAAUUUGGAACAGAUCAGUCCCAAGAUAUAGCAUUGAUCAGUGAUACUAACCACUACACUUCUAGAGGUGAUGCUGCUUUUUUCUCUGGCCGCUCUUGUUCGGCAACAUUGAGGCUUGAGACAGUUCCUAGAGCGGCCCAGGCAACUAUAUUGUCUAUUCGAGUGGUUGGAGGAGUGUCUCUUUUCGAAUUUGGAGGCCGGGUUGCUUGCUCGUUCUCUACUGAAAAGUAUGUUGAUCCCACAUGCGAGCAAGUUGUGCUGGUUGAGUCUGCUGAAAAGAUUCCUGAGGAUGAUGGUUACCUUCCACUGUCAAGGAAGGUUGUUACGGCAGGACUACAAGGAGGAUUGCAAGUUGCCAUACAAGCCUAUGGGGGAUCUCACCGUCCAUCCGUAUCCGGUCUUCUUUACUUCCCUUCCCAGUAUUGCAGGGUAAGUCGGCGCACAUGCUUGGUCGGUGGCUUUGAGGUGGAGGUAACUGUUGCUUGGUCGUGGUUUGUACAGGACAAGAUGGAAAUCUUGUGA